Jaculus jaculus (lesser Egyptian jerboa) is the source of this 922-nucleotide messenger RNA. RefSeq names its product formin-like protein 10. The transcript is spliced from 3 exons. The record is from RefSeq and is a predicted model, not a curated record. Bases 392 to 922 code for a protein of 176 amino acids. Lineage: Eukaryota; Metazoa; Chordata; Mammalia; Rodentia; Dipodidae.
AAGAUCGAGGGCGCUUCUCCAUCCUGGUACCCCUGUAUUCCUAUUUCCCUUCUGAAGAAUGCGUGGACGCUCGAGGGGUCCCUAGUCUUGUCCAUCGCCAUCAUAAGGUCGCUUCCCUGAGCUGGUGACUUCCCAUUCCCAGGGGCACAAAGCUCAAUGUGGUUGAGGGGACAGGCUGGUCUCUGGUCUUUUAUCUCCCCAGCUUUCCCCGGGCGCGCAGAGCCCACCCACUUGGGUCAGUGUGCUAGAUACAGGAGGUUCCGCCUGUGCCUGGUGGCCAGGACCCCCCACCCCCACUCCCCGGGCAUUUCCUAGGUUUGGAAGCCCGGCGGAGGGUCGCAGGCGACUUCUAGGGACUUCACCUAUUUAAGCGGGGCAAGGAAAGGUGCCGAUGCCCGCCGGACCUGAGGGCGAGAGAGAGAGGGGGGGUGUUGUUGGUAUCGCCCCCCUCCUUCUCCUCCCCCCAGGGGUGAAAGUGCAAGAGGAAGUGCAGCCGCUGCCAUCUUUCCUCCGUUCCGAACACACGGAGCCCGGGGCCGCAGCUCCGCCGCUCCAACCCGUCGCCUACGCCUGGCCCGAGGCAAGGGCCCAACCCUGCUGCUGCCGCUGCCGCUGCUACCGCCGCCGUCGCCCGUCUGUUGUAGCUGCCGCUUCUACCGCCAGGCUCCGGGACUCGGCCCUGCUGCGCCACCGCCCCCCAACCCCCGUGCGCGCCCCGCCGCCGCCGCUGCCGCCGCCGCCGCCUUCGCCUUUUGUUUCCUCUGCUCCGGCGCCCCCGCCCCGGCUCGCGCUUUGCAGGGGACGCAGCGCGCGCCCCCAGCGGGCCCCGGGAAAAGACUCGGAGCGCGCGCCUGCGCCUGUAGAGACGGAGGAAGGGAGGCGGGCAGGCGGAGAAGAGAGAGGAGCGCGCGAGAUCCACUAG